UGAAAUACAGAGGAGGUUUUAUUGAUAGGCAUAGGCAAAACAUAUAUGAUGUGUUAUAGGCUUUAACGUUUUUUAUGCAUAAGUGUUGAAUUUUCCAUAUUAAUGCAUCGUAAAUCCGAUGCUAUACUGUACAUCAAUAGAAAUAACUGGUUUACAAAAGUGUAGUGAUGGAGUACAUCAGAACGCCAAAGGUUGAGAAUGUUCGUCUUCUGGACAGGGUUUCCUCCAGGAAAGCACCAGUUGGAACUUUGUACCUGACUGCCACGCAUGUCAUCUUUGUGGAAAAUGUGUCUGAAACUCGCAAAGAAACCUGGAUUCUUCACAGUCAGAUAUGUGCUGUAGAAAAGCAGUCAACUUCAGCAACAGGGUGCCCGCUUCUCAUUCGCUGCAAGAACUACCAAGUUAUUCAGUUUAUCAUCCUGCAGGAAAGGGACUGCCAUGAUGUUUACAUCUCAUUAAUGCGCCUGUCACGUCCAGAGAAAUAUGAGGAGUUGUAUUGCUUCUCCUUCAACCCCAAUCUGGAUAAGGAAGAGAGAGAACAGGCCUGGAAUUUUAUUGACGUCAAGGCUGAAUAUAAGCGAAUGGGAGUUCCAGUUCAACUCUGGUACAUCACCCAUUUAAACCGGGACUAUGAGGUUUGUGAUACCUACCCAACCGAGCUUUAUGCACCAACAUCGGCAACUCCACCAAUCAUAAUAGGGAGUUCCAAGUUCAGGAGCAGAGGACGCUUCCCUACCCUGUCCUACUACAAUCAUGAUAACCACGCCUCAAUUUGCCGAAGCAGCCAACCUUUGUCAGGCUUCAGUGCUCGCUGUCUGGAAGAUGAGCAGAUGCUGCAGGCUAUCAUGAAGGCAAACCCAGGUAGUGAGUUCAUGUAUGUGGUGGACACCAGACCAAAGCUCAAUGCAAUGGCAAACCGAGCUGCAGGGAAGGGCUAUGAAAACGAAGACAACUACUCCAACAUCAAGUUUCAGUUCAUCGGUAUAGAAAACAUCCAUGUGAUGAGGAAUAGCUUGCAGAAGAUGCUGGAAGUUUGUGAGCUGAAGUCUCCUUCCAUGGGUGAUUUUCUGUGGGGUCUUGAGAAUUCAGGCUGGCUGAAGCAUAUCAAAGCAAUCCUGGAUGCUGGCAUUUUUAUUGCAAAGGCAGUGGCAGAGGAGGCUGUCAGUGUUCUUGUGCACUGCUCCGAUGGCUGGGACAGGACAGCCCAGGUGUGCUCAGUAGCAAGCCUCCUGCUGGACCCCUACUACAGAACUCUAAAGGGAUUCAUGGUCCUUAUUGAGAAAGACUGGGUAUCAUUUGGUCACAAAUUCAACCACAGGUAUAAUCAUUUGGAUGGAGACCCAAAAGAGGUCUCUCCAGUAAUCGACCAGUUCAUAGAGUGCAUUUGGCAUUUAAUGGAACAAUUCCCUUGUGCCUUUGAGUACAAUGAGAGGUUCUUGGUUCAUGUGCACAACCACAUUUACUCCUGCCAGUAUGGGAACUUCAUAUGCAACAGCCAGAAGGAGAGGCGAGAACAGAGAACCCACGAGAGGACGCAUUCACUAUGGCCCCACAUGUGGAAGAACAGUGCAGAUUACAUGAAUCCAUUGUAUAGACCAGACCACAGUCAGACCCAAGGAGUCCUGCGGCCUGAUACUGCCCCCUACUGUUUCAAGUUUUGGCGGGGGAUGUAUAACCGCUUUGAGAAAGGACUGCACCCCAGACAGUCUGUGAUUGAUUUCCUAAUGGCUGUGAAGGAGGAGACGCAGCAGUUGGAGGAGGAUCUGGAGAUCCAUGAGGAGAAAAUAGCCAAGCUGGAAAAGUCGCAAGUAAACAGCAACAAAAUUAAGGCCAAACCAAGAGACAUAAACAAGCACCUGGGGGUGUCCAUUUCUGACAACAGCAUCGCCAACACGCCUCAAGACUACACUGACACUGCAGGCACCUUCCCCUCCUGCAGCCCCUCGCAGCUGGAUGAGGAGAGCUCUGUGCUCAUCCUGACCAGGGACACCCUGAAGAGCUCCGACCCUGACCUUUCCACCAACAGCGACCAGGAGUCAGGGGUGGCGGACCUGAACUGCCGCUCCCCCAGUGGGGGAGACUUCCUCCCCAGUGAGGACAGUGCCAAGGACCCAGACUCUGAUGAGGCUGCCAACUCGGCUGCCUGAGCACAGACCGCUUCCCUGGGGCCUUGGUCUGAAAGAAAUCAGGACAAGCUUUCCGAAUGAGUGAACUGCAAUGACUGUAAAAAGGAACUAUUUAUUAUUAAUUUAUACUUGUUAGGUGUUGUUUUGGAAAGGUGUUACUUGAACAUAGAACAAAAUCUGCUGGUUGCUGGUACAGAGUUUAUCUUUUUCAUGUCAAUGUUUUAAAGAGUACAGUAUCCCCUUUUAGGUCUCAUUUAUCACGGCUAUUGCUGAACACGUGUUUUAUUAUAUUGUUAUAAUCCAAAUUUAACAUUAACAUGUUGGUUGGUAGUUUUUAAUACGCCAUUAAACCUGCAUUGUGUUCAUUUAGAUAUUUAUAAUCAUUUUAAAAGUAAACAAGUCAAACAGUAGUUUUGGCUGGUGUAGGGUUGUAGCGAUACAAGAUUUUUCACAUCAAAAUGCAACCUGGACAGAAUAUGUCGAUAUCCUGGUAUUAUCUGGAUCUAGGACUAACUUUUUUUUUUCUUCUAGAUAAUUUUAAAGAAAGGAACAGGUGGAUUUGUCAACAAUAACAGUAUAGAAUAUAAUUUCAAAUACAAAAUAUAUUUCACUGAAUUCUUGUAAACUUCAAAAGUAGUACAAUAGUACAUGUCCAGACAGUAAACAGACUACAACACUACACUUUAAUUUCAGUAAAUUAUGUUGAAUUAAGAAAGAAAAAGAAGAGCACAUUGCCUGCAAUUCGGAGUCAAACUCGAUUAUACUGACUGCAGAUAAAAAAAAAAAAAAAAAAGAUACUGAAUGCUUUACUGGGGAGGAAAAAAGACUACUAUUCUAAUUAUAUUAUUGAAUUAAAUGGUCACCAUUUAGAUAUUUUUAAAGCAAAGGCCAUUUGUACAAAUGUUCAUGACUUGUAAACCCUGAAAUAUAAAUGUUCAUGUUUCAUUAAAAUAUGAGCUCACUAAGCCGAGGUAGACAAUAGUACUAGCCCUGAACCAAUUUUAUGAUUACAUAAAAACGUCUGAGCCUCUUCUCUCUCUCUCUCUCUCUCUCUCUCUCUCUCUCUCUCUCUCUCUCUAUAUAUAUAUAUAUAUAUAUAUAUAUAUAUAUAUAUAUAUAAAUGGGGUUGUUUUCUGUUAGUUAACACACUCGGUGUGUAGCAAAUAGAUUAAGAGAACACAAAUAAAUCUGCAAAAAGAAAAAAAACUUGCAUCCUUAGCUGUCAUCACUAGAGUAAAAAUGAUAACUUUUUCUCUUUAUACAUGUACCCCUUAUAUAGCUAUGAAACUUUUUCAGAAUGGAAAAAGUUUUUUUUAUUACUAUCAUGCGUAAAUCAAAUUGUUCAGUAUUUGGAAUAGCUGUAUGAAACGCUGUGCUUAUUUGCAAUACGAGGCAUACCAAACGCGUUCCAUUUUUUAUAUAUUUUUCCACAGAAAUAUAUAAUUUAGCGAUACAAAAAUAGAAUAAUCCUAGGUUUUGUGGGGAAAAGUCAAGCUUCUUGCUACACAGGUAAAUGCUAUUAAUUACAACUAGGCUACUUGCAUGUUUUAAAAUUCUAAACUUAAUGCAUGUAGACAUCUUUUAUUUGUAUGUAACUUGGGCCUGCCUUGUAACGAGGAUUAAAUGCGCGCAGUUUAUGCAUGAAUAACAGUAAUCUAGAAUAGCCAGAGACCAGAGAUAGUCAGUGUUGUUUCGAAGCUGGUUAUAUUAAGUUUGACAGAUGAUACAAAUAACAAUUGCUGUAUCGCUGCAACCCUAUGCUAGUGCCUUCGUCACCUUUUCCAGUACCAUUAAGAGAGCACUAGCCACAACGUGAUUUGUUUACUUAUGUUGAGAAAUAUGCAAAUACAGUAGUAGAAAGGUCUUUUAAAGGUAUGAAUUAUCUUGUACAACAAAGGAGAAUCACACUUGUAUAGAUAACACUGUUUUUUUGUUUUUGUACUCCUGUGGCACUUCUAUUACAGUAAGUAGUAGUACAGUUAGUCCUACAUUUUUGGGGAUCUGCUUUUUACCCAACAAAAAUGAAGACUGGCCUUUGAAAAACAUCCUUUGACAUGAUUCGCAUACAAUUAUGAUUUUACUCUUCAAUCACUGACAUUCCUUAUAGGUUUUUUUUUUUAGUGUUCUUUUAAAAAAAGUGUGUUAAACAUUCUGAAUUGUGAAGAAUAUUAAUACAAUUAAUUAAACAUUUAUGUUUGCAUGAAAUAAACCUGUUUUUCAAUUUAUGUCUGUAGAGUAUUGGACAUACUCAGUGAGAACUGUCUACUAUUCUUCAGGGGUAAAAUAAGAUAUUUUCCGUUAAACAAAAGUAAACAAUACUCUAAACAAUUCUUGCAUACAUGUUGUGGUACUUGGUAUGCAAUUUAAAGCAACCUUUAUGGAUUAACUUGGGUUAAAUUAUACAAAAUGUAGCUGCAAAAAUGUCUGCUCUACCAACUUGUAAAUACUUUCUGAGAUACAAGCCAAUUUGGUGCAAUGGAAGACCUUUUUAUUUGUGUCUUGUAAUAUACAUUUUAACAGUAUAUGUUUGUUGUCUAAUGUAUACACUUAAUUUAAAUUGUUGUGUUUCCAUUAAAAUGUCUUUACAUUUACCCACACAAAGCUAUUAAAGACAAAGGAUACCAAAAAUGGCAAAGGGGAAAUAAAGGGUUAGGAUUGAGACAAUCCUGUAAAUUUCUCUUUACAGGAUAUUUCACUGUAAAUAGAGUUAGCAGUAGGUAUUGAUGUGUUUUUGCCCGUGUGCAACUCAUGUUGGAUCUAAACCGUGAUUAUAGGUGUAGUUCUUUGUAUACGUUACUACAAGUAAUCCAGGUGUGAAACUUCUUUAGAUGUAUAAAGUGUUUAACUGAUGAAGAAACUUCAUUUUUAACUUACUACUGAGAGAAAUGUUAUUUCAAACUUUGUUUGGUUCUGAUGUUUGCGUUCUCACUGAAAUAAAUGCAACAAAAAAUGUAA
Messenger RNA from Polyodon spathula (Mississippi paddlefish), 5081 nucleotides. It is a transcript of the gene mtmr7a, whose product is annotated as myotubularin related protein 7a. Gene Ontology annotation, molecular function: phosphatase activity. The coding region runs from base 168 to 2147 and encodes 659 amino acids. The transcript is spliced from 14 exons. Gene Ontology annotation, biological process: dephosphorylation. The record is from RefSeq and is a predicted model, not a curated record. NCBI's taxonomy places the organism in Eukaryota, Metazoa, Chordata, Actinopteri, Acipenseriformes, Polyodontidae.